This is a messenger RNA of Psilocybe cubensis, 2646 nucleotides long. RefSeq lists its product as uncharacterized. The coding region runs from base 1 to 2646 and encodes 881 amino acids. The record is from RefSeq and is a predicted model, not a curated record. The transcript has 14 exons. NCBI's taxonomy places the organism in Eukaryota, Fungi, Basidiomycota, Agaricomycetes, Agaricales, Agrocybaceae.
AUGGCUCUUUCAGCAGGAGGCGACUUUGAAAUAAAGCUGCAGAUUCGAUACUUCGGUCUAAAGGCUACGCAGUAUUUCUCCAAAUUCACACCGGAAUCAGACGCCACAUUUCGAGGAGACUUGACAUCGCUCAAGCUACCCCAUCCAAAGAGAGAGAAUACGACGUUUGUGUCGCACGGAUAUCCACAGAAAAGAAAACUACCAGAAGAGUACACUCAAUCCUACCCCUCAAAGUCAACUUCUUCGCAACCUGUAAAUCACUCUUCAAAUGGCUUGCCAUUCCCCUUCAAGAAACACAACACGACAUGGGAAAGACCUCACAAAUUGUUCAAAAUCGAUCCCGCUGAUGAUCCUUCGAGGUCUCCUGAACCCGAGCAACCUUUCCCGACCUUCAAGAACUUGCCACCCUUGCCACCCCGAAAGGCUCCUGAAAAAAUCCAUGUACCUAUACCAUCCAAUUCCAAGGGGCCUCGCACAUCUGACACGUCCCAUACAACAACCCAAAAUGCAGAGAACAAGAAAGGGGAGGAAGACAUUAAUGUACGCUCACAGUCAAGUUCUCAAAGCCUCAGGCCCACCACCAAUGGAAACAAACCGACAACUUCAAGUUCAAUUAAUAGCAAGAAGAAACCUUCGACUAUCGGGAAACACAUUACUUCAUCCUUCCGCAAUAGUUUUGGAUUGCAAAACACGCCGAACAUCAACCAAAGCCAAAUAAGUACCGCGAAACCCACCCUACCCAUAUCUAAACCAUUUGAUUUCAAUUUCAAGCCUUCUACUCAGGUUGGACAAGUCUCUUCUAUAUUCCCUGGCACCGAAACAGAUACAACGAAGGUCACCCCCAAAGUACCUAGCGCAUCAACUGGUCAAACUGUUCAAACUGGUACAUCGUUCCGUACCAACAUGUCGGGGGGCCAUCCAACCUCUUUUAGUGAAAAGAACAACGGCAGACGUAAUGAAGGAACUUCUUCCGGCGCUUUUGGCGGGAAGAACGCAUCUAUAAGCCAAAAUCAAGCUUCCCCAUCCUUCGCCGAUAUUUUUGGAUCACAAAAACCUCCUGAUGGGACUCAAAAAGCUGUCACCAUGUUCACCUAUACCUACUCUUCAGACUCCUCACAAACUACCUCUUAUGAUCCUGGAACUUCCAACUUCAAGGCACCGCGAAACGUUGCUACGUCUUCACAAUCGCAAACCGGUAUUGCAGACUUGAAUCCAUCUUCGUCAGGCAUUGCAGCUGUCCAAACCGUUUUUACCAAUCCAUUCGAUACCACACGAUCUCCUGUAACCACUUACGAUGUCAAAAUGGAUGUGGAUAGUGUUCAUAAUGCGAGUAAAGCUCCUCCAGUAGCUCCUAAAGCGUAUUACAGUCAGAUUAAUACAGAGGCAUCAUCAUCGUGGUACAAACCACAGUCUAGGAGUCGUCUACCCACAGAACCCAUAUUACAAGGCCGUUACACCAAACCUGACAAAACUCCGGAAAGUCCUCCAGUGAAACAAGAAUGCACUGAGGAUACCACUGUUCUUCACACUUUCCAUGCUCCCAAUUUGUCAGUCACAUCUACAGAUGGCAAUACACAGACCAGGAUUCGUCCCUCGCGCUUUCAACCAGCUGAAAGCUCCACCAAUGAGAAAGAUGCGCAACAGGAUAAGAACAAGGGCUCCAAUCUUGUUAAAGAAUUCCUCAGCUCUCUUAAAUCGAAGGAAAGCGAGCGAGCGCGCGCGCAGCAAGCGUCUGAUAAUUCAUCGACAGAGCAAACGCUUCUUAAAGUUGAGGCGCCAGAGCCACAAAUCCCUUCGUCGUCGUCAUCCCAACUCGUGCACCAAACUCAACCCCCUUCACCGGUAGCUCUGGACCAAUAUGAGAGAGGGUCCAUGCAACAGCAACAGCAACAAUGGGGUUGGUACGACAGCUCCGAAGUGCCACCCUUCCGUGGGCCGGCGCCGCAAGUUGACACAACGACGGGUUUUGUACUUCCUACUCCGCCUCCCUCUGCCAUUGAUCCUGUAUCUACUGCUCUUGCAGCGUUCAAUACUUUGAAGUGGGCCUCUUGGUAUCAUAACCCCGAACAGCAGCAGCAGCACCAACAGCCACCAGUAGAACCAUUUAUUACCUCUGAUUUCCCAAUUCCCUCGGAAUCCACUGGGCCUCUCGCGCCUUCCUUGUCUUCCUCGUCCUCCCUAUUUCAAUCCGCCUCCUCAUUGUCAUCGUCAUCAACAACCUCACCCAAGACGCACAAGAGAAAGAGGCCUUCAACGCACACCAAAGAUGAGCUACUGGCUAUUCAGACCCUCUUAAGAGAGUCAUCCGACAUCAAACGUGAGAUUGCCGCGAAGAUGGCGCGCGAAGCGGUGGUCAUCGCUGAACUCAAGUCACUCAACUCAAGUGUUGUACCUCGGCCUAUCAUGCUCGGCCAUCAGACAGAAGAAGCAGAAAUGGAGGCAGAAAUUUUUAGACUUCGCAAUGAACUCAAGCGGGAGAAACGACUACGGGAAGAAGCAGAGAACGCCAUAAAGGACAUUCGUCGAGAAUGCAAGGAACCAUUUGUCGUCCCUAGCUUGCUAGAUGCGUUUGUACAGGUGUCCAAGUUGACUACUCGCGGCCUUCGGCCGCCAGACGCACCCCAAAUCGACGCUAAGGCCAAAUAG